ACUACUACUACUACUACCACUAGGAUUCUUCCGUUCCGUUUGAAAGAACGCGAAGUGUGUGAGUAUCCCGUGUAUAACGGGGGAUAUUAUCAUGUAUCCCCGAUCGCAGCCCUCCUUUGAGGGUUGAUUUUCACCGAUCUCCAACGUCUCGGGUUCGCAACGUCUCAGCUCCCGACUCCGCUGUGCUGUGCAACCACCCUGGAACUAGAUCUAACUGCGUCUCUUCUUAAGGGAUCCCCGAUCUCGGCGCAAAGAGCUGGUCCCAGCUAGGACCAACCGUGUACCACAUCCCCGCGCUGAAAGAGGACUGGAAACCUCGCAAGGAUGCGGGACCGGCUAUCGUGGUACAUGGUCUUUCUGAUCCUGCCGACAAUUCUCCUGGCCAGGUCGCUCGAUAAAGAAAAUUUUUUUUCAGAUCGACGCGUCCCGUACAGCAUACCGGCAGACUGGAAGGCGUUGUGGUUCAGCAAUCUGGACGAUCUGCAAAGAGUGAACGAUGCGAACGACAACAACACCGUCUCGAACGUUACCGUGCAAUUGGGCGGGACCGCGUUUUUGCAUUGCAAAGUUCGCAAUUUGGCAGACAGAACGGUAUCCGAUGCUGAGAUAUCCUGGAUACGGCGACGUGACUUCCAUGUGUUAACCAGCUCCACGUUCACGUACACGAACGACGAGCGGUUUCAAGUUUUGCAUCCCGAGGGCUCGGACGACUGGACUCUUCAGAUCAAAUACGUUCAGGACAGAGACAACGGGACCUACGAGUGUCAGGUCUCGAGGAGUACAGGGAUAUUAUCGCACUUUGUCAAUCUAAACAUAGUUAUACCAGAAGCGUUUAUAUUAGGGAGCGGCGAGCAUCACGUCGACGUAGGAUCCAUUAUAAAUCUCGUGUGCAUAAUAGAAAAGAGUCCAACACCGCCGCAAUACGUUUUCUGGUAUCAUAAUAAUCGAAUGAUAAAUUACGACACUACGCGAGGCAGCAGCGUAACCGUACAAACCGAUUCCAGCUCGACUCAAAGUCGACUGACGAUUCGCCAAGCGGUUGAAUCGGACACAGGCAAUUAUACGUGCAGCGCCUCGAAUACCAAACCGGCAUCCAUCUAUGUCUUUGUCACAGAAGGUGACAAAAUGGCAGCCAUACAGCGGCGCAAGACGUCGGCCGCGAAGAAAAAUUUCUGUGAAUUGCUAGUACUAAUUGUCACCAUUGCGAUAGAGGUCGUUUUAACGCGAUAAGCGUUUCUCUUCGAUAUGUCCAUUAUUAUUAUUACCGUUACUUCCGUUUGUGAUAGAUAGGCUACUAUUUCUGCGAUUUUAACCCCUUCUCUAUUCAUUCUCCUUCUUUCCCUUUUGAAAGCUGAACAUCGUCGUAUCCCGUCGUACAACCGAGCAUCUUAUUUUUCUCCGCAUUUUUCAACACCAUUUCUUCUCUUUCGUUUCGUCUCUUUUAUAAUUUUUCAAUCUCCAUGCCAUCGUUAUUCUCCCACUCCUUCUUUCCAUUCUCCCUCUUUCAUUUCUCCCUUCCGUUCAAAUUAACCGCGUUCGUACAAUCUCGUUAAGUCUUGUCAACCCGUGUCAUCUUCAUCCUAUAAUAUUUUCUUUUCGAUCGUCGAAACCGAAGCCGCCGGUGGCUUGAAUUUAUUUCGACAUACGAGAUUUUCAUGGUGGAUCGUUCUUGCGUGUGUCCACGUGUUCUCUUCGACGUGCGGCUGAUAUUGUAGA
Apis florea (little honeybee) is the source of this 1716-nucleotide messenger RNA. It is a transcript of the gene dpr12, whose product is annotated as defective proboscis extension response 12. Gene Ontology annotation, cellular component: neuron projection membrane. The record is from RefSeq and is a predicted model, not a curated record. Gene Ontology annotation, biological process: synapse organization. Lineage: Eukaryota; Metazoa; Arthropoda; Insecta; Hymenoptera; Apidae.